Molecule: messenger RNA, 1008 nt
Organism: Arachis ipaensis
Lineage: Eukaryota; Viridiplantae; Streptophyta; Magnoliopsida; Fabales; Fabaceae
Source: RefSeq, a predicted model, not a curated record
AUGGAGUUGAUUGAGAUGGUUGCCAAUAACCAAUAUUUGUACUCUUUUGAGAGGACCAUAGUGAAGAAGGGAGUUACGGUGUUGGAUACCUUGGAUGUUAUUCUUACCCAGAACAAGGCCAUGUGUCAGCAAAUUAAUGCUAUUACACAACGUUUGAGUGGAAUGCAAGUCUCAGCCUUUAAUGCUCAAGAUACUUCCUAUGAUAUGAGUGAUGGCUUCCCUCAAGGCUUCUCAGCACAACAAGCACCCUCUCAACCUCAAAAUACUCUUAACUUGGCUUCUAUAGUUGCAGAACUCUCCAAGAAUACUUAUAGUUUUAUGCAGAAAACUAGAGCCUCACUCAGAAACUUGGAGAUACAAGUGGGUCAAUUGAGCAAACAAGUACUUGAGAGGUCUUCUAACACUCUUCCUAGUGACACAUUCAUGAAGGAUUUACUCUCCAAGAAGAAGACUUUAAGGGGAGAUGAAACUGUAGUCCUGACCAAGAAAUGCAAUGCCAUAAUUCAGAGCAAACUGCCAAAGAAGAUGCCAGAUCCAAGGAGCUUUCAGAUUCCAUGCACUAUUGGAAGCACAAUCUUUGACAAAGCCCUAUGUGAUCUUGGUGCAAGUAUCAAUUUAAUGCUCUUAUCUGUGAUGAAGAAGCUGCAAAUUCAAGAGGUACAACCAACAAGAAUAGCAUUACAAAUGGCAGACAAGUCUUUGAAACAUGCACAUGGAAUGGUGGAGAAUGUCUUGGUCAAGGUGGGGGAAUUCUUCUUCCCAGUAGAUUUCGUGAUCCUUGAGAUGGGAGAGGAUGAAAAUGUCUCUAUCAUCUUAGGAAGACCAUUCCUAGCCACUGGAAGAGCUCUGAUCGAUGUGGAAAAGGGUGAAUUUGUUUUGAGGGUGCAUGAGGAGCUUUUGAUCUUCAAGGUUUUUGGAUCCAUGCAACACUCAAGUGAAAGAAACAAUUGGAUGAAGAAGGAUUCCACUAACCCAAAUCUCAAAGGAUCCAUGAAUGAAGUGAAGUAG